Glycine soja is the source of this 2854-nucleotide messenger RNA. RefSeq lists its product as uncharacterized. The transcript is spliced from 10 exons. Gene Ontology annotation, cellular component: chloroplast outer membrane. The record is from RefSeq and is a predicted model, not a curated record. NCBI's taxonomy places the organism in Eukaryota, Viridiplantae, Streptophyta, Magnoliopsida, Fabales, Fabaceae. Gene Ontology annotation, biological process: chloroplast organization. Bases 287 to 2377 code for a protein of 696 amino acids.
CUUUUGUGAAAAGUGAGUGGAAAACAAAAGUACUCAUCUGGUCUUUGAUCAUAAAAAAGUAGUCAUUUUCCACAUAGUAUUUCCUGGAUUGAUAGCUUUAUGUAUGGUGUUUUUGAAUUUGUCACAAUUCCUGAACUACCAGUUUCUGUGUUGCGCAUUAGUUAGCUAUUGCUAAUUGUGAUGAAGACACAAAGCAAUGCAUAAACGCCAACAAAAAGCUCUCCAUCAAACCCACGACAUAGAAGUAGAAAGAUUUGCAAGUCAAUAUAAGCAAACCAAUUAAGACAUGGCUAAUGUCAGAUUAUGUGGUUUGAAGCCUAUGCUCUUUGGACGAAAGUCAUGUGUUUCUGAGUCAAUGAAAAGCUCUACCACACCCAAGAAGUCUUCUAUGGCUCAGAAUGAAGGUCCAAUUGAGUGGUCAUUUGUUGGUGCGGACCAAUUGAUUUCAAUGAUGAAGGUCCAUAAAAAGAUCUUUGUCUUCAGGGACAUCAUGGACCUUGCUCCUCUGAAUAGUUCUGCUUCCUUACAUGAGAUGGUUAUUACAACCUUGGAAGACCUUCAAAGGCUUUACCCGGGUAUCAUACCAAACGAAAAAGUGUCAGAUAUCAAGGACAAGUCUAUAGAUCAGGGUCUUGCCUACUUCUGCCAGGCUUUAAAGUCUCUUGGAGAGUCUGGGAUGAUGAACAAUGAUUAUAUGGAAAAAAACAAUUACGAGUCACCAUCUUGUAAAAAUAACACCAAUAUGCGGCAACUGGGUGAAACUAUGUCGGCCACACUUGAUUGUUUGAUUAAUAUUGCUAGCGAAAAGUUUGAUAUCAGAGAAGAUGACCCAAAAAUUGGAAAAGUUAUGUCCAAGUCCAACUCCUUUUCUGAUAGCAGCUAUUCUCCUAUCACACCAAAAUCUGUCCUUCCAGAACCCAUGACCCCAAGACAUUCUAGUACCACACCACUUCGGUCUCUCAGAAUUCAAGCUGUGGCAAAGCUGAACCCAAUUGAUUUAAAGCGGUUAUCUUACCAUACGUCACCACCACACAUGGAAAUCUAUAAGUUAGAGAAGGAACCAAGUAUAAGCAUGGAAAUAAUAGAUCACAAAGCUGAAAAUCAUGGAAAAAACAUUUCACAAGAUAUAGUUCUUCACUUAGACACAACUAGUGAUCAUGGGGAAACAUAUGAUAAGCUAUCAGUAUCUCCCAAACCAUUAGAAACACCUACCCUGCAGAAAAAAGCACCAGGGUUGGUAUUGUCGCCACCACCACCACCCCUUCCCACAACAUACACUGUCCCAUUACUACCUCCAAUGCCAACACCACCAGUGCUGCAGCCAAAUAUGGCACUGCUGCCACCACCACCACUGUCUUUGGGCUCAAGUUCAGCACUAGCAUCACUGCCUAUACCACCAGUGCCUUUGAAAAUUGGAUUAGCUCCAGCACCUCCACCACCAAUGCCACGAGGAAACGGAGCUGCUGCUCCACCACCUCCUCCACCUGGAGCAGGGAGAUCCUUGCGGCCUAAGGCAACUACCAAACUGAAAAGGUCAACACAAUUAGGCAACCUGUAUCGAACCCUCAAGGGAAAAUUGGAAGGAUCUAGCCUCAAAGGCAAAUCAUCCGAUGGGAGAACCGGUGCAAUUGGAGCCGGAAGCACUGGAGGAAAACAAGGAAUGGCUGAUGCUCUAGCAGAGAUGGCAAAAAGAUCAUCUUAUUUUCAACAAAUAGAAGAAGAUGUUCAGAGGUACACAAAACAUAUCAUAGAACUGAGAUCUUCUAUUACCAAUUUCAAGACUAAGGAUAUGACAGAACUUGUUAAGUUCCAUAAAGAUGUUGAAUCCGUUCUUGAGAAUCUAACUGAUGAAUCACAAGUGCUAUCUCGGUUUGAAGGUUUUCCCUCAAAGAAGUUAGACGCUAUAAGAAUGGCUGCCGCACUUUAUCUUAGGUUGGAUUCAAUACUUUCUGAGCUUCAAAAUUGGAAUAUAGUGACUCCCAUGGGUCAGUUCCUUGACAAGGUUGAACGUUAUUUCAAUAAGAUAAAAACAGAAUUAGAUGGUUUGGAGCGAACCAAAGAUGAAGAAUCCAAGAAAUUCAAAGGCCACAACAUCGAAUUCGACUUCCACAUCCUUAUAAAAAUCAAAGAAGCAAUGGUGGAUGUUUCCUCCAAUUGCAUGGAGCUAGCACUAAAGGAAAGGCGCAAUGAUGCUGCUGCCAGAGGUUCAGGAUCAAACAUUAGUGAUGGAAAAAGAAAAGAAUAUGCUAAGUUGCUUUGGAGGGCUUUCCAAUUGGCAUUUCGGGUCUAUACAUUUGCUGGUGGACAUGAUGAUCGUGCUGACAAGCUGACAAGAGAAUUGGCUAAGGAAAUAGAGAGUGGCCCCAACCAGCCAUGAUCUUGCACAAGCUUAAUUUCUUGAUAUGCUUGAUACUACAAAUCAGCACUUUGUUUUCUCUCUCUUUCUGUUAGGGAGCUCUAAAUCAUGGUUUGAGCAAAAGCAAAAAAAAAAAAAAAAAACUUUUGCAGAAUCGUAGUUUGUGACUUUCUCGGCUACAAUACAAUUCAAACAAUAUAGAUGACUAAAAAUUUGUCAUGGUGAGGUUCUUCAUCUACAUAGUUAAAAAAAAUCAGGGUUUUGCUUUUUUCUUUUUUUAAACAAGUCCAUAUCCAUUUGUAUAUUAAAUUAUUGUUGGAGAAAUGGAGUUAUAAUAGUAUUUUAUUGGAGGUAGUCUUGCUUGAAGAGGUUCAAAAUCAAUUGCGGGAACUCUUGCUACUGGAAGUACGGGGCUAGACUUGGUGCUUCACAGCUCCCUUUAAAUUGUUUUUUCCUCUAUCUAUUGGUGUUUUUAAGUAAUGAAUUUCUCGUUCUCAA